GCCUAGGCUAGGCUAGCACGACACUCAGACACAGUAGCGUCCUCUCAUUUUCUCUCUGUUAUAACGUCUCCUGUCCUUGAACAGAUAACUAAUAGCAACUUUGCUCUUUGCAUGUCUCAACGUCAUCCUUCGACGUGCUUGCGUCCGUGUCCAACUAUCCGUGCUGCUGCUGCAUGUCCAACCCUGGAUUACUAUCUAUAGCAAGAUGUUCAUUGGCGGCCUCAACUGGGAUACAACCGAUGAGUCCCUCAGGAACUACUUUUCGCAGUUCGGUAAAGUAGAUGCAUGCACAAUCAUGCGCGAUGCUGCCGGACGUUCGCGAUGUUUCGCCUUCUUAACGUUCGAGGAUCCUGCAAGUGUUAAUGCGGUUAUGGUUCGAGAGCAUUUCCUCGACGGUAAAAUCAUCGACCCAAAACGGGCAAUACCUCGUCAGGAGCACCAACGUGCUACGAAACUGUUUAUUGGAGGACUCCCUGGUAGCGUCACAUCAGAAUCGAUGCGGGACUUCUUUUCCCAGUUCGGCAAGGUUAUUGAUUCUACGGUCAUGCUCGACCGUGAGACUGGACGAAGCAAGGGCUUUGGGUUUGUAUCGUUUGAGGAUACGGAUGUAACACCAUUCCUUGGGUUUGGAAAAUUGGAGAUUGAUGGUAAACUUAUUGAUGUUAAAUUAGCACAACCUCGUUAUCAACGUGACCAUUUCAGUGAAGACACAAGGGCAAGUGGAUUCAGUGCACAAGGUGGUGGCGGUGGUUUCAGCGCCGGUGCUGGUACGGCCGGUGCUACGAAUGUGGCAGCUGGUAUGGGCACCGCGAUGACCGGUCCAUCUGCAGGCAACACUCCGUUUGACCCACAAGCACUCGCCGCGCUCUACACCAGAAUGUUCCAGCUUGCAGGUGGCGCUAGCAUGAUGGGUGGUAUGGGUAUGAAUCCUAUGAUGAGUGGUAUGAGUGGAGGUAAUUUUGGAGCAGGUUUCGGGGGAGGUAUGGGCGGAAUGGGACGGGGCAUGGGAGCCAUGGGUAUGAGCGGCGGUAUGGGUGGCAGUAUGGGAGCCGGAAUGGGUGGUGCGGGUGGGGUUGGUAUGGGUGGUGGCGGCGGCGGCGUGUCAGGUGGUGGAAUGGGCAGGGGUAGCCAAGGAGCCGCGCAGGGUGGUCCUCCAACUGGCCCGAACGGCCUAGGACCUAACGUUCCUCGGGGACCACGUGGAGCACAAGGAGGACCCGGAGGACCCGGUGGGCCUGGUGUUGGCCCACAGCGAGCUGCGCAACGUGGUCAGCACAGUUAUCACCCGUACGCCCGUUGAUGACUGGCUCAAAAACUUAAAACUCGUGCUUGGGUUCGUGUUGCGUCUCUCGUGGUAUGCCCAGGCGAUACUUUGCUAUUAGCUACUUGCAUCGAAGUGACGUUUGUGUAUGUACGAAGAAUUCACCCUUCUUGCCUCC
Messenger RNA from Pisolithus orientalis, 1439 nucleotides. RefSeq lists its product as uncharacterized. Gene Ontology annotation, molecular function: RNA binding. The transcript has 4 exons. The coding region runs from base 206 to 1300 and encodes 364 amino acids. NCBI's taxonomy places the organism in Eukaryota, Fungi, Basidiomycota, Agaricomycetes, Boletales, Pisolithaceae. The record is from RefSeq and is a predicted model, not a curated record.